Molecule: messenger RNA, 399 nt
Organism: Parnassius mnemosyne (clouded apollo)
Lineage: Eukaryota; Metazoa; Arthropoda; Insecta; Lepidoptera; Papilionidae
Source: the annotation of a GenBank genome assembly
AUGCCUUACAUCAUGGUAAUGGGCAGCCUUAGUGCACCGCAUCUUUCUAAGGAUGAAGGUGCAGCGGUGUACGGAUUAAAAAGCGAAGAAAGAGCUACAUUAGUGCGGGAACUGAAUUCGUCGUUCGGAAUGGCGGUAGCGACAUCAUCAGACGUAGAAAGAACAGUUCGCAUCACGCAUAAGGGCUUAACUUUAAUGGUAGUGAAUCGCCUGCACGGGCUUUUUGGAUACGACGUUGUAUCUCACGCGAUGGCAAUGACCAAUGCGAAUAGAGAAUUAAUCUCGUUUACUAUGUAUAAAAAGUCAAGCCCAAACACCCAUGGCCACAGUCACACUCAUGGUCACGGUCACAGUUCUGCACACAAAGCUCAUGCGCAUAGCAGCGUCGUAACACUUUAA